AUGGCUGUGCUGUCAAUAGUUGGAGUUCUUGUAACCGAAGGUUUCUCCCUAAGUGGGAAUGACGACACCUCCCGAUUUCACAUCUGUCACUUCUCCUGUCUCGUGACACCUCCUCAAAAGGGUCCACCCGUCUCGUUACUAGGCCUCCAAGUGCUCACUGGAACAGUUGACCGAAUCGCAUUUGUAAAACCGAGGGAUGAAGACUCAGUCGACAGUCAUGACACCAUUUUCGUUUUCUCUUCCCAUCCCACCAACAGUGAAUGUGGCUUCAGUAUAACUGUGGACGGAUUUGUCGGUGACGAAAACCCGUCAAAGAUGCCGUAUCAUAUUGCGGAUUUGAAGUUCUUCGAAAUUGAUACCCUUGUGGCCUUAAUUUACCGCGAUGCUGACGCCUCAUCCACAGACACGCCUCAGUGGUUCGUCUUCAUCCCUCUGGAAGAGGCAUUCAUCAAUGCUCCCGAACUUACCCCAUUAUCCGUUUCUCUGGCAUCCUCUGACCUCACUGAUGUGCUACUCAGGUGA
Hydatigera taeniaeformis is the source of this 522-nucleotide messenger RNA. Lineage: Eukaryota; Metazoa; Platyhelminthes; Cestoda; Cyclophyllidea; Taeniidae. The record is from the annotation of a GenBank genome assembly.